AGUAGCGUUUGGCGAGGGAAGUGCCACCGUGUCCACAGCGAGCAUUACGAUACGUUACCUGAGCCUGCGGACGGCUUGUUUACAGUGGUUGUGCCAGGCCCGGAAAGCCCUGUCGUAACAGCAACGUGUUUUAUUGCUCACAUCUUUAUUCUUUCGUUACAAGGGUCAUUAUAUGAAACCUCCAAUCUGGAUCGAGGCGGUAGCAACAGGAAGAAGAAGAUAGAGGAAUUCUCUAGGUCUUCUCGGGAGAAAAUAGUCCAAUCGAAGAACAAAAUGUUCUCCAAAUUUACGUCCAUUCUCCAGCACGCUGUGGAAGCGCUUGCUCCGUCGCUGCCGCUGCAGGAGGACUUUGUCUAUCACUGGAAGGCCAUUACACAUUAUUACAUCGAGACUUCUGAUGACAAAGCUCCGGUUACAGACACCAACAUCCCAUCCCACCUGGAACAGAUGCUGGACAUCCUGACCCAGGAGGAAGGGGAAAGGGAGUCUGGAGAGACAGGACCCUGCAUGGAGUAUCUCCUGCACCAUAAGAUCCUGGAGACACUCUACACGUUGGGCAAGGCUGAUUGCCCUCCAGGGAUGAAGCAGCAGGUGCUUACCUUCUACACAAAGCUGCUAGCACACAUUCGUCAGCCUCUCCUGCCACACAUCAAUGUCCACAGACCUGUACAGAAACUGAUCCAUCUGUGUGGGGAGGUGCUGGCUGCUCCCACAGAAAACGAAGAGAUUCAGUUCCUUUGUAUAGUCUGUGCCAAACUGAAACAGGACCCAUACCUUGUCAACUUCUUCCUUGAGAACAAGUCAAAGAGACCCGAGACAAGGAGUCCUGGAGGGGCAGAGGGGGUGAAGGAGAAUGUGUUGGCUCCAGACACAGGUCAGUCUCCGGCAGAGGAACAGGCUGCACGCCCAGAGGAGCCUCAAGCUGCAGCUGCUGCUUCUGGCUCUAGUCCAACCAGCAACAACAAUAACAGCAGCAAUUACAAUCUGGUCACCUCCCUGCUCAACCUCACAAAGAGCCCGGAUGGCAGGAUAGUGGUGAAGGCUUGUGAGGGCCUGAUGCUACUGGUCAGUUUACCAGAGCCUGCAGCUGCCAAGUGUUUAACUGAAAACACUGAGCUCUGUGAGCUUCUGACUGACAGGCUGGUAGCCUUCUAUAAAGCCCUGCCACAGUCCAUGGACCCCUUGGACAUUGAGACAGUGGAGUCUGUUAACUGGGGUCUGGACGUAUAUAACCUGAAGGAGGACGCUGCUGUCUUCACAGGAAAGAGGGCUCUCAUCUCCUUUCUGUCCUGGUUAGAUUACUGUGACCAGCUCAUCAAAGAAGCUCAGAAGUCGGCAGCUGCAGUGAUGGCAAAGGCAGUGAGAGAAAGGUUCUUUGUGUCUGUCAUGGAACCACAGCUUAUGCAGACGUCUGAGGUGGGCAUCUUGACCUCCACAGCCCUGCUGAACAGGAUCAUCAGGCAGGUGACAUCAGAGGCUCUGCUGCAGGAGAUGGUUUACUUUCUGCUGGGAGAGGAGAGGGAGCCAGAGACUGCAGCGACUAUCGCUCAGAAUCCACUAAGACACAGACUCAUCGAGCACUGCGACCACCUGUCAGACGAGAUCAGCAUCAUGACACUGCGGCUGUUUGAGCAGCUGAUCCAGAAGCCCAACCAGCACAUUCUGCACAGCUUGGUGCUGCGUAGCCUGGAGGAGAGGAACUACCUGGAGAACAAGCCUCAGGAGGAGCGGGAGCCUCUAGAAAACGGCCAGCCCCACGAUGCCGUCGACCUUGAGGAGGAUCCACUGUUUGGUGACGACCUCUCUCCAGACAGCAGGCUGUCUGGCUCUGAUUGGCUCACCUCGUCUCCACCACAGAGUCCUGACCACUCAAAGUCUGAAGGGAAGACAGAGGUCCACAAGAUUGUCAACAGUUUCCUGUGUUUGGUGCCUGAUGAGGCCAAGUCAUCGUAUCAUGUUGAAGGCACAGGCUAUGACACCUACCUCAGAGAUGCACACAGACAGUUCAGGGACUAUUGUGGGGUCUGCCAGCGGUGGGACUGGAGAGGAAACCCAAAGCCGUUUGAGAAGUGUAACUUGGAAAGCCCAUUCUUCGAGGGCCACUUCCUCAAGGUCCUCUUUGACAGGAUGGGUCGCAUCCUAGAUCAGCCCUAUGACGUCAACCUGCAGGUGACUGCUGUGCUGUCCAAACUGUCUUUGUUACCGCACCCGCACUUGCACGAGUACCUGCUGGACCCUUAUAUCAACCUGGCCCCCGGCUGCAGGUCUUUGUUCUCCGUCAUCGUCAGGGUGGUCGGGGAUCUCAUGUUGAGGAUUCAGCGCAUCCCAGACUUCACCCCCAAACUGCUGCUUGUGAGGAAGAGAUUAUUGGGCCUAGAGCCAGAGGGGAUCAACAUCGACCACAUGACUCUGCUGGAGGGGGUGAUCGUGCUGGAGGAGUUCUGCAAAGAGCUGGCAGCCAUCGCCUUCGUCAAAUACCACGCAGCUGCCUCUUCCUCACCAUAAUCUACCUGCUGUUCAUCCAUCUGCCUCGGCCAGACAGACAGGUCAGGAUAAAACUGGGCCUUUGGGGGUGUUCGGCGGCACCGGUGGCACAGGGUCUGCGAAACAUUACCACUAAGUGGUCAUCCCCACAAGACUGUUAAUGCCCACACGGACGGGUUUCAUUACUCCCAGCUUCUCGCCUCUCUGGCUUCACCAUUUUAAAAAAAAAAAAAGAAAGAAAGAAAGAAAAAGUCUUUGGUCUCAUUUUUGAGCAGGUCAGAGCACAGACACUGCCCAGCCAGCAGAGGAAUAAGAGGUGAAGGAGGAUAGAGGUGGAGGUGCAGAGAGAUGUUCACUGGACUCUUCUCAACCGUUGCAUUUUCUCUCACAUGCCCCCCCCCUCUCCAUCUUUCUUUCUCACCAGCCAAAAGAUGAUAGCCUCUGUAAUUAUUAUGUCACGGAGAAAAGACAUUUGUGUAUUUAUUUUCCAGUCCCAUCAUCACCCAUUUGUAAACAUCAUUGCCUUAGUGUGGAAUCACACCUUUCAGUUACAGAUUGUUUCCUUUUGAAACAUUUUUAUCUUAACCCCUCAUGUGUUGUCUAUUUGGAUGACAAGAGGCUGUAGAGUAAAACUACCCUUUGACCCCUUCAUAUACCUGUAGUUACAUUAAUAUUGAACUGUAGUAUUAAUGAUACUGCACUCAUUUUAAAUGCCAAGUCCUGUUAUUUAUUUGUUUGCUUUCAGGUUGCCUUUUUAACCAGUGUUGUAUUAAGAUAUAAUGAAUUUAAACCAGUCAUAGUAAUGACUGACUAAGCAGAUGCUAUUUACUUGAUUUGUUUUCCCUCUUUCCUCGGUUUGUCUUUAAUUGUUUGUGCUGUCAAAGCUCAUCUGUAAUCCCCAUCACCCAAAGAUGUCACCAUCCAAUACACAUUGUUAAUGAAAUGGUGAAUUUAGCAAAUUAUGUGAAUUUGCACAUGGACCUCAUUACAUUGCACUCGUUACAUUUUUCAAGUCAAUAGGUUUUUGAAAAGUUUUGUUCUCCAGACCCAGUGUUGCAUUUCUCAUGCACCAGUGUUUGUUUUAUCCAAGAGAUACUCUGUUUUUGUUUUUUAUAUACUCUAUAAUCCUCUAUAAUUCUCAAGCCUCUUGAUUUUAUUAAGCGGUGUCUUAAAUACAUCAUUAAUUAGGACAUACUGUAGUUUACAGAAAUGGUUCCCAACCUCUAAAACAAAGCUAAGUCUAACUUGAACACUCUGUUAUAGGCUGAAUGUCUACAGUUCAACCAAUAUUUGAUUCAAACUGCUCAGAUUGUUUUUAUUUCAACAAUCUUUAGAAGCCUGAAGAGGUGAAACUAUCUAGUAUUUUACAAGAAAAAAAGACACUUUUUGUGUGUAACAGUUUGGAAACCACUGUCUUACAGUAUGUCAAGACCUCUGAGUUCAUCCACAGGUUACUAGGACUUCCUAUGAGGUGUUGCGUUUACUAGCAGUAUUGUUUUCAUCGUGAUCUUGGAUGACAUUGCUGUGUAUUGCUGGAACGGGUUUGCUUUGCUAGUGUUAUACUCUGUCGGGUGUUGAUUACUUUAAAUCAAAGUCUCGCAUCACUGAUUCAGUGAUUCUUUACAUAAUUUUUGAAUUAGUCUAAAUUAAGAUACUACUUAAUGUAAAGUUUGUUCUUGUGUUAUGUUCCCUGUGUGAAUGCUUCCAUGAUUAGUAAGUGUGUUUGACGAUGAGCUCGUUGAUAUGUUUGUGUGUGUGUGUGAGAUUUAUUAUUGUUGUGGAGAAUGGACAGAGUCAUUCACGAAGCCAUGAGUCCUUAGUCUUGAGUUUGUUUUCCCCACUUUUUCUUCUGGUCCCACCGCAGACUCAUCACUCAAGCACCUAAGCUACAUAUGCAACUGCUUGCAUGGAAUCAGAUUUGCACAUUUGUCUUUCUUCAUCCUUGUUCAUAAUGUAAAUACACACAACAAAAGCUUUUUGAUUUUUUUUUUUUCUUCCAAAUGUUUUCUUUCAUAAACCAAAAAAAAUAUAUAUCUAGGAUGUACCAGGAGUAACAUUUCUAUUUUAAUGGGAAACCUUUUUUUAAAUUGUCAAUCAUGCACAUUUUUUAAUCAACUAUCUUUCCAACUUUUCUGUACAGUUGUAUAUUGUAUGUGUACAAUAGCAAUAGAGAUAUACUACCUGGUGUAAAUGCAUGCUUAUACAUUAUUUUUCAUCGUUGGAAGAAAGGAAAAAAAGGCAGUCCAGCCAUCUGUGAUGAUUUCUUUAGCUGUCAGCACUUUGUUCUUUGAAGACACUGACAGGGAGAUACGAUGCCUUACUUCACUGUGGAUCUCUGAGGACUCCCAGAAUCAAUAUUUAUGGGGUUUCUGCUUCACUACAGUUUGGUCGUGAUCUUAUUACGCUUCUAUCUUGUGUUACAUAGACUUUGGUUGGUUUGUGAAGAUGUACAGAACUCUCAGUAUAGUCCAAAAUCUGAUGCCAAUUGAUUUCUUUUCUCGAGUCAGCUUAGACCAAUCACUGUAUCAUGUUGCUGCAUUUAAUCAUGUUAAUAUUUCCUCGCUGCUUUCCUCUGGUGUGAAAUGGGACAAGUCUCAUUAUACUUCUAUCUAAUGGCCAGUUUGAUUUUUGUGAUCGUGCAAUGCAUAAUUGAAACAUUAAGGUAAGGUGCAUGCUCAUUCCUCCUGCCUCCCAGUGCUUCACUGAGUAAAAAGGAAAAGCGAUCACUGCAGUCUCUCGUGUACUCAGAGGCAUUGGUUCAUUUAUUCCUCAUCAGCCGUCUUCAUUUCAUCACUGUUAUACAAAUGUGUUAGGUUCCAUUCAGGACAAUAUGGUUUUGUUUAACAUUCUCCGUCCCAAUUAAAAAGAGUUCUUCAGCA
Messenger RNA from Thunnus maccoyii (southern bluefin tuna), 5363 nucleotides. RefSeq names its product FHF complex subunit HOOK interacting protein 2 (gene fhip2a). The coding region runs from base 274 to 2505 and encodes 743 amino acids. NCBI's taxonomy places the organism in Eukaryota, Metazoa, Chordata, Actinopteri, Scombriformes, Scombridae. The record is from RefSeq and is a predicted model, not a curated record. The transcript is spliced from 17 exons.